AUGUCGCCGCCGAGAAAGAUCCGGCUGAGAAGAAGAAGGGAGGAGAAGAAGACCUCCGCCGCCGCCGAGAAAGAUCCGCCGAGAAAUAUCCGACCAGGAAAGAUCCGCCACCGAGAAAGCACCAAGAUCAAGACUGACAUGGAACACUCCAUUGAUGUGGGAGCAGGAGUGAUAGAUGCAGAUUACAGAGGACCAGUUGGUGUGAUUCUGUUUAAUUACUCUGAUGUUGAUUUCGAGUUGAAAAUAGGUGAUUGUAUUGCACAAUUGAUCAUUGAGAAGAUCAUAACUCCAGAUGUUUUAGAGGUUGAAGAUUUGGACUCUACUGUGAGGGGUGCUGGUGGGUUUGGUCCCACUGGUGUUUAA
Spinacia oleracea (spinach) is the source of this 363-nucleotide messenger RNA. RefSeq names its product deoxyuridine 5'-triphosphate nucleotidohydrolase-like. The transcript has 2 exons. Gene Ontology annotation, molecular function: magnesium ion binding; dUTP diphosphatase activity. Gene Ontology annotation, biological process: dUTP catabolic process; dUMP biosynthetic process. Bases 1 to 363 code for a protein of 120 amino acids. The record is from RefSeq and is a predicted model, not a curated record. Lineage: Eukaryota; Viridiplantae; Streptophyta; Magnoliopsida; Caryophyllales; Amaranthaceae.